Molecule: messenger RNA, 1805 nt
Organism: Dromaius novaehollandiae (emu)
Lineage: Eukaryota; Metazoa; Chordata; Aves; Casuariiformes; Dromaiidae
Gene: CIBAR2
Product: CBY1 interacting BAR domain containing 2
Exons: 5
Coding region: 870-1805 (311 amino acids)
Biological process (GO): cilium assembly
Cellular component (GO): ciliary transition zone; ciliary basal body
Source: RefSeq, a predicted model, not a curated record
CGAGCGUCUCCCAGCACUGCUGCCAGGCCCCCCUGCACUCCGGGCUUGCCCCACCUUUCCUUCACUCAUCGCCACGCGUUUUGGCUCUUCCCACCUCUUCCUUUUUGGCUCCGGUUCCUUCCUCUCGUUGGUCUCCAGCUCGUUAGAGGCAACGAGGUGGGCAUGACCCCGCAUUGCAUACAGCAGUACAGCCGACCGGAGCAACAGCACUGCUUGCAAAUGAUUUAUUCUUGGCACAGGGCCACCGAAAGCAGGGAGGGGGGAAGCAGCAGUUAAGCGGAGCUCCAGGACCUGAGAAAUUUAAGGCGCUGCUAGUCUUUCAUGGCAGCGUGUCAAGGCUGCACGGCGGAGACCGAGCGCGAGGGGGAUCAGCAGGUUUUACAAGGUGAUGCACAGCGGCCAAAGCCUUGGCAGAGCUGCUGGGAAGAGUGAGACGGAGCGGCAGGCUGCAGCUGCAUCCUCCGGCUAACGCUGUCCCUACAGCGAAUGCAGAGGUCUGACCCGGCCAGCUCGGGGACGGCGGUUGUCGGUGGGGAGAGGCAGCUCGGUGCGUUCACGGAAAGCUGGAGCCCACCAGCACCACGCACGCUGCUCGGCGGGGAACGUGCCAGGAGCUGCAGGGAGCCGUGAGGAGCACACACAGCUCCCAGCGGCCUUGGCCAUGCGUUGAUCGGACGGACUCGGGGCUUUGCAGCUUCAGCAGUUAAUUUGAUGGAGAGUCGCUGCAGGACCCAGCGUGGGAAGGGGGUGGUCAAGGUGAAUGGCAGCCCAGCCUGUGCAAGCAAUUCCUCACUGCAGACAUGCAAAAGAGGGUCUGCUGCCUGCACAAAAGGUUCGUGUAAAGCCUUGGGGCUCUAAUUCCCGUGCAGAUGCAGAGCAGCGUUGCUAGCAAACCCCGCCAGCACCGCUCCCCUCUCCUUUGCCCACCCAGGGACAGCCAGGUGAGGAUCAUGGAGAAGACGGUGGCCAACGCAGAGAAAUACUUUGGCCGGUUCUGCUCUCUGAUGGCUUCCUACACCCAGAAAGUGGCCAAGCUCCGCGACAAGUCCGAUCUCCUGGUGAGGCAACUCAUUGACUACGCAAACACCGAGAGCCCCGAGCUGCGAAACACCAUGAAGGGCUUUGCGGAGGAGUUAGCCAAAGUGCAGGAUUACAGGCAGGCCGAGAUAGAGCGGCUGGACGUGAAGGUGGUUGAGCCCCUGAAGCUCUACGGCAUCCGACUGAAGCAGAUGCGGGCAGAGCCCAAGAGGUUCAGCAGCACCCGCAGCAACCAGAUGAAGCAGCUGGAGAAGCUGGCGCGGCUGCGACAGACGGCACCGCUGGACCGGCAGAGAUCUUCCUUCCCGCAGGCUGAAUCCAGGGUGCACCGAGCCGUGGCGGACACCAGCCGCAUCUCGAAGCGCCUGGAGGAGACCUUCAGCCGCUUCCAGCAUGAGAAGCCGAAGGAUGUGCAGAGGAUUUUCUCAGAUUUUGUUGCCGUUGAAAUGAUUUUCCAUGCCAAAGCCCUCAAGGUCUACUCCGACACCUUCCAGAGCCUGCACAGCUAUGACAGCAGGAAGGAUUUGGAGGUGGGGGGGGGUCUGAAUCCCUCGCUAAAAAGCCCAGCUCUCCAUACAGGCCGCCGACAGCCAGGGAGCCCCUCGCCACCCUGGGCCACAUCCCUGGGGAAACUGAGGCAGGGAGGGCUGCGCUCACCGGUCAUCCAAAGCUAUGGCAAGCUGGUGCUUUUCAAUCCGGGCAUGUGCAAACUGGGCAGCUCUCCAGCCCUCCGAGCUGUUCUGCACUUCGGCUCUGCUGGUUGUUAG